AUGUCUGAAACUGAAGGAAAAAAAAGUAAAGUGUCAAUGUUACAAAUCAAGAGUCACUCUGCCAUGAGGUCACAGAUGGGGCUGGCUCACAAGUCAGCAAGUAGACUAAAAUUUCGAAGGCAAUCAUACGGUUUUUCUGGAGUCCCUGGAAUAAGGCCUACGGAACGAACAUCACAGGUUGCGAUUGAAUUUAAACGUCCAGCAUUAUCUUAUCUUCCUACGUAUCAAUUAGAACCAUCUUACCCGUUCCACGUUCCCAACGUGACAAAAAUAUCGGAUGAACUACUGGAUGAACAUUUCACCGAACAUAAAUAUAAUGUACAGGAUUCUCCGGCAUUAGCACUCCGCUUAGCAGGUGAACUUAUGCGUAAGAUCAAAGCUUUACAGUUUUCACGCUACCGUAUCAUUACUGUUGUCACUAUUGGUCAAAAAAGGGCGCAAUGUUACAACAACGCCAUUACUUUCUUGUGGGACCAUGAGAGAGAUAAUUAUGUAAAUGUGCAAAGAGAGGUUAAUUCUGCGUUUAUUCAAGUUACAACUUUUGGAGUGUAUUUAGAUUAA
Messenger RNA from Nymphalis io (European peacock), 561 nucleotides. Its product is annotated as dynein light chain Tctex-type 5-like. Gene Ontology annotation, biological process: microtubule-based movement. The transcript is spliced from 3 exons. The record is from RefSeq and is a predicted model, not a curated record. Gene Ontology annotation, cellular component: cytoplasm; cytoplasmic dynein complex. Gene Ontology annotation, molecular function: dynein intermediate chain binding. NCBI's taxonomy places the organism in Eukaryota, Metazoa, Arthropoda, Insecta, Lepidoptera, Nymphalidae. The coding region runs from base 1 to 561 and encodes 186 amino acids.